Molecule: messenger RNA, 2113 nt
Organism: Hibiscus syriacus
Lineage: Eukaryota; Viridiplantae; Streptophyta; Magnoliopsida; Malvales; Malvaceae
Product: glycine--tRNA ligase, mitochondrial 1-like
Exons: 9
Coding region: 38-1924 (628 amino acids)
Biological process (GO): mitochondrial glycyl-tRNA aminoacylation
Cellular component (GO): cytoplasm; mitochondrion
Molecular function (GO): ATP binding; glycine-tRNA ligase activity
Source: RefSeq, a predicted model, not a curated record
AAUCAAAAGGAGUCAGCGGCGUUGAAAGCUAAACUACAUGGCGAGUAAUAGCGAUAGUAACGUCACUAACCGGGAUGCUUUCCGUCAAGCCGUCGUUAACACCCUCGAACGACGGCUAUUCUAUGUACCGUCGUUUAAGAUUUACGGCGGAGUUGCCGGGUUGUAUGAUUAUGGGCCACCCGGAUGCGCUGUUAAGGCCAACGUCCUAGCUUUCUGGCGUCAGCAUUUUGUGUUGGAAGAGAACAUGUUGGAGGUGGACUGCCCGUGCGUGACGCCAGAAAUUGUGUUGAAGGCAUCGGGCCAUGUCGAUAAAUUCACGGACCUGAUGGUGAAAGAUGGGAAAACAGGAGCCUGUUACCGUGCCGAUCAUUUGCUGAAAGAUUUUUGCAAAGAAAAGCUAGAGAAGAAGGAUGUUAGCAUCACAGCCGACAAGGCUGCUGAGCUGAAGCAUGUUCUGGCUGUGUUGGAUGACCUUUCUGCUGAUGAAUUGGGUGAAAAGAUUAAGGAAUACGCCAUUGUUGCUCCAGAUACUAAGAACCCGCUUUCUGAUCCCUACCCUUUUAAUCUCAUGUUCCAAACCUCUAUCGGUCCAUCUGGGUUGAGCCCCGGGUUUAUGCGGCCUGAGACAGCUCAAGGCAUAUUUGUUAACUUCAAGGACCUGUAUUACUAUAAUGGAAAUAAGCUCCCUUUUGCUGCUGCACAAAUUGGUAUGGCGUUUAGAAAUGAGAUAUCUCCCCGACAAGGUCUAUUGAGAGUCCGCGAAUUUACGCUAGCUGAGAUCGAGCAUUUUGUGGAUCCUGAAGACAAGUCACAUCCCAAAUUUCCCGAAGUUUCGAAUUUGGAGUUCUUAAUGUUCCCAAGGGAGAAGCAAGUGUCUGGACAGCCGGCAGAAAAAACAUGCCUCGGUGAAGCAGUUUCAAAGGGCAUUGUCAACAAUGAGACACUGGGGUAUUUUAUCGGAAGGGUGUAUCUUUUCUUGACAUAUCUGGGUAUCGACAAAGAUCGAUUACGUUUUAGGCAGCAUCUGGGGAAUGAGAUGGCUCACUAUGCUGCAGACUGCUGGGAUGCUGAAAUAGAAUGCUCUUAUGGCUGGAUCGAGUGCGUUGGUAUCGCAGAUAGAUCUGCUUACGAUUUGCGAGCUCACACGGAUAAGAGUGGUGUUCCCCUUGUGGCACAUGAAAAAUUUGCAGAACCUAGGGAAGUGGAGAAACUCGUCAUCGUGCCGGUAAAAAAGGACCUCGGCCUUGCAUUCAAGGGUGACCAAAGAAUGGUUUGCGAAGCACUCGAGGCCAUGAGUGAAAAAGAAGCUAUGGAAAUGAAAGCUGAUUUGGAGUCCAAGGGAAAAGUGGAGUUCCAUGUAUGCACUCUAGCUAAAACUGUUACUAUAAGGAAGAGCAUGGUGACAAUCGCCAAGGAAAUAAAGAAGGAACAUCAGAGGGUUUUCACUCCAUCAGUGAUCGAGCCAUCUUUCGGUAUCGGACGAAUAAUCUACUGUCUUUACGAGCAUUCGUUUUACACAAGGCCCAGCAAGACCGGUGAUGAGCAGUUAAACGUUUUCCGUUUCCCUCAGAUCGUAGCACCGAUCAAAUGUACCGUGUUUCCACUAGUGCAAAAUCAAGAAUACGAGGAAGUUGCUAAACACAUUGCUCAUAUGUUAACUGCUGCUGGGAUAUCAUAUAAAAUUGAUAUUACAGGUACGUCUAUAGGGAAGCGUUAUGCUCGAACGGAUGAACUUGGUGUACCGUUUGCCGUAACAGUGGAUUCAACUUCCUCGGUGACAAUCCGGGAGAGGGACAGCAAAGUUCAGAUCCGUGUUAACGUGGAGGAGGUAGCGAGUGUGGUGAAAGAAGUGACAGAAGGUCAAAGCACUUGGAAUGACAUGCUCUCGAAAUACAAUGCUCCACAGGUUCCGGACGAUGAAUGACCUGAACCCUAGAGAUUUUAGCUCUGCUAGUUGCAUAUGGACUGUGGAAUGAUUCUUCUAUCAUCCGGGUUUUACUUUUUUCAGUGCUCAUCUUGUUAAUAUGGAUCAUACUGCUCUACUGGGAUAUUGGUUAUUAUACAGUGAGAUUUGGAACUAAAGUUUGAGAUUCAAAUACGACUUUCCACACAU